AUGCAGAAACUCAUCUUCCUCUGCUGCUUCGCUCUGGUCAGAGCCGGUGUCAUCAGCACUAACAUCGCACCAGCACCAACUGUCUACCACACGUACAACGCUCCUCUUACUUACACCAAGACGUUGCCCGCCCCGGCACCCGUCUACGAGUCAGUGCUCACAACACACCAGACACAAACCAGCAACAUCGAUGGAACUCAACAUAAUACUUACGCAAAAACCUUAAACACCCCUUAUUCCACAGUCAAUAAGUACGAAUCUCGAGCGACAAAUACUGGUCUUGUGGCCCAUUCCGUUCCUGUCUAUUCUGCUGCCCCUGUCAUCAGUCAUCCCCAAGCAACUUACAACAUUGCCAAUCCCGUAGUGCACGCCGUGUCAUCCCCUAUCACGUAUACUCAUCAUGCCCCUAUUGUUACUAAGACCAUUUCAACCCCGGUUGUAGCCAAGACCAUUACCCCUCAGUUGAGUUACACUUCUCACACUCCUCUAGUUCAAGCUCAACCGGUCAAGAUAACCUAUUCCGAAGCACCUUUAGUUUCUCACAUGACAUUCACUGGCCUGGGUACUAGUUAUUCAUGGUAA
This is a messenger RNA of Pectinophora gossypiella (pink bollworm), 582 nucleotides long. RefSeq names its product pupal cuticle protein C1B. The coding region runs from base 1 to 582 and encodes 193 amino acids. The record is from RefSeq and is a predicted model, not a curated record. The transcript is spliced from 2 exons. Lineage: Eukaryota; Metazoa; Arthropoda; Insecta; Lepidoptera; Gelechiidae.